Molecule: messenger RNA, 2208 nt
Organism: Polistes dominula (European paper wasp)
Lineage: Eukaryota; Metazoa; Arthropoda; Insecta; Hymenoptera; Vespidae
Product: serine-enriched protein
Molecular function (GO): protein binding
Source: RefSeq, a predicted model, not a curated record
UUUCCAUUUUACGUUGUUGUUGUUAAAAAAAAAAAAAAAUUCGCAAAAAAGUUGUAGUUUUGAUUUUUUGUCCUAACUUCGUUUAAACUAAAUCAGUGAAAGAUAAAAGGUUUAAUCUGGUGAAAGAAGAAUAGUAUCUGCUGGUGUUGCUGUUGCUGCUGCUGUUGCUGCUCCUGCUACUGUUGGAAGAGUUCAUUUGUAGAAGAAGAGCUAGCAAGUGUGUGUAUAGGUGGAGCGUGUGUGUAUAUGUGAGAGAAAAAGAGAAAGAGAGAGAGAGAAAGAGAGAGAGAGAAAGAGAGAGGGGUUAUCGAACGCUGAGAGUUUUAAGCCAUCUUUUCUUUUCCAUCAUCCCUUAACCAAAGCAAACCAUUUCUCUCAUCAUACUUGGUGUCCCGUUUAUAUUUUGAUAAAUUUUUUUUAAUCGUAUAUAUAUAUAUAUAUCUCUAUUUGUUAUCAAACGAUCAUAUCGGUAUUUAACUUGUAACCUCCCUUUGUGUGCGAUAAAACAAAAGGAUGAUUUUCCGUGAGGGUUGAACCGUGGCAGAAAGCGUCGAGGAACAACAUGAACAACAACAACACGGUGGAGUGUGCGUGAACCGUGAGACAAAAGAUAGCUGGGUAAAAGUGUUUUUACGGGGCAAAAGUAGCCCGGCUAGCGAGCAGGCUCCGGGACUCGAGCAACAGGAAAGCACAAGCCCGAUGCCGGAAGCUUCGGGAUCGCGGGUGGUCGACGAGUCGGAUUUUUCGACUUUCGAAAAUAAAACUGGUCUUGCCGAAGACAUGAAGUUCUUGGCAAGUAUGCCAGAACUUUGCGAUGUCACAUUUCUCGUCGGUGACACCAAAGAGCCUGUUUGCGCCGUCAAGGCUGUCCUCGCUGCCAGAAGUAGAGUUUUUCAUAAAAUGUUAUACCAAGCGCCGAGUCCUCAACGAAAAAAAGAACCACCAACCAGAGAAAACAAGAUACGACUUUUUUUAAAGAGAAGCUCCGAACCACUGUUAAAUUUACAAAACGCGGCACAGCAGCCUCAAUCAAAUCAACAUCAUACUCUCAUCAUUGAGGAGUUCGAGCCGGAUGUUUUUCGUCAACUCAUCGAGUAUAUUCAUACCGGUUGCGUCACCCUACAACCAAGAACCUUGUUAGGUGUUAUGAAUGCCGCUGAUUAUUAUGGAUUGGACGAACUUAGAAAAGCCUGCGCUGGAUUCGUCCAAUGUUGCAUAACCGUCGAUACUGUUUGUGCAUUAUUAGCAUCGGCCGAACGUUAUAUACAAUACAAAUGCACCAAAUCUUUGGUACAAAAGGUAUUAGAGUUCGUGGACGAACAUGGGAACGAAGUGUUAAAUUUAGGAUCUUUCACUUUACUGCCUCAACACGUUGUACGUUUGAUAUUGGCAAGAGAAGAAUUACGUGCUGACGAAUUUACCAAAUUUCAAGCAGCCUUGAUGUGGAGCAAGAAAUAUUACGAUAGUAAUCAAGAUAUUCCAUUGAAGAACAUAAUUGGAAAUUUUCUUGAAUAUAUUCAAUUUCACAAAAUUCCAACGAACGCUUUGGUAAAUGAAGUUCAUCCAUUAGGAUUGGUACCUGACAGUAUCAUUAUGAAUGCAUUAGCAUAUCAGGCAGACCCAACCAGUGUCGAGCCCGGGAAACUCUCCCCCCCCAAAGUGAGGAAACAAGGCCGUAGUAUGUCGGUCCAAUCAUCGUUGGAACCAUAUGGUAGCAAUACAACUUUGAGCUCGAGCGGUUCUGACACUGGUUUCGAACGUAAACAGCACUCUGGUAGCAACUAACCUCAGGCCACGGCCGCACUGACAGCGGCCGUUUCGGAUGAGCCUCGACGCGAGGAUAUUAUCACUAAUGGCGAGAAUGAAAGAGGUUUAUAUGAGCAACAAAGAAACGGUGAUGAUGCUCCGACCGAUGCUGAGAUUGAAGAAUGGGAAAGGAAAAAAUUCCAACGUAAAGAAGAAGAAGAACGACAACAACAACAGCAACAGCAAGAGCAGCAGCAGGAACAUCAACAACAGGAAGAUGAACAAAGACAGAAAGAACAGGAAGAACAACAACAACAACAACAAUAUGAAGAUGAACAGCAACAAGAACAACAGCUACGAUUAAAAGAAGAAGAAAAAAUAGAAGAAGCAAAGUUGAGAGAAGAAAAGGUGGAACAACUGCAAUUUGAGGAACAAGAAAGACAAAUGCAACAACAACAGCAA